Molecule: messenger RNA, 3188 nt
Organism: Hypoxylon fragiforme
Lineage: Eukaryota; Fungi; Ascomycota; Sordariomycetes; Xylariales; Hypoxylaceae
Exons: 2
Coding region: 398-2812 (804 amino acids)
Biological process (GO): ubiquitin-dependent endocytosis
Cellular component (GO): cytoplasm; cytosol; plasma membrane
Molecular function (GO): protein-macromolecule adaptor activity; ubiquitin protein ligase binding
Source: RefSeq, a predicted model, not a curated record
CUCCCACAGCUUGGCACAUGCAACACCCAAGAUCUUGGUGAACCUUCCCCAAAGCCAAUUCUGACCAAAAAAAAAAAUAUAGUUCUUAGUUCUUCCUUGCACCCGCAACGCUUGCUUUCCUUAGGUUGGAAUCAUAAUAGGGGUCCUUUGACCUAACCGUUGCCGUCUUGGCUUCUCCGCGGUUUUGUCGCCCACCGCGGCCCGACCGCGACCGCGACCGAGUCUUAGUUACCUCCUGAAUUGCUAUCACGCGAACUUCGACCUCGAAUGACCUCGAAUGACCUCGAAUUUUGAUCUUUAUUCCCAUAUAUCCAUUUCGAAUUGACGGCAGACGAACGGAUUCCCGUGUGGUGUCAUGUGAGGCACAACACGCCGUCAAUCGAGACUAGUCGAAUAGAUGGGUUCCGACUCGGGCAAACCGCAAAACUUGUCGCUCGACGAUCCACCGUCGAAACCCUCGUUAUUCUCGCGACUCACAUCCCCCCUUCGUUCCCGAACCCGUAACCUCGCCGAUUUCCACAUUCGUUUACAAGAACCUCAUCGCCAAUACUCUGCUGGCGAUCAUGUUCGAGGCCACGUCAUCCUCUCCGUUGUAAAACCGUUUCGUAUAACGCAUUUGACCGUUGCGCUGCAUGGUUUUGUACGCGUCUACAAGCAUGCUGGCGCUGGCGCGCAGCUUAGCCCCGUCAACCCCGCCGUAAUAUCCCAUGAUCGGAAUCGAAGCGUCAGGUACUUUGGCAAUGGCCUGGCCUCUCUCUUUCAGGAUGAACAAGUCCUUUGUGGUGAAGGGAGGCUUAAACCGAUGAGGUUCGAAUUUGAAUUCGACCUGAUAUUUCCCUCCAAGGGACUUCCCAGUAGCAUUGAUUUCGAGAGAGGAACCAUAUCCUACAUGGUCACAGCAACCCUAACCCGACCAACCUCCAUAGCUGCGACUUCUAGUUGCGAAACGAAAGUAGCCCUCGUCGAAAAGGUAGAUAUAGGCCUGCUGGUCCCUCCGCGAGAGCGAAAGGUAUGCAUGCAGACUUUGCGCAGACGACCGAAGAAGAGAAAGAAGCCGAUGCUUCCGAAUUCUUCCGCCAAGCGGGGCACGACUUCAAUAGAAAUACAAGAACAAACAUCAGACCUGGAUUCUACGAGGGCCAACGAAAAUUCAAACGGCAGUUCUGUAAGUAUUGGCGAGAUAACCACAGUACCACCAGGUGGAACCAACUUGCCGCGAAGUCCCUUGCGAAGCGAUUUGAUAGGCGACCUACAAAGCGAGAUCAGUGGCGACAGUGCCAUAAGCAACAAUAGUGGCUCUAAUAGUGCUAGGGGCGCUGAUGCGAGCGUUGAAUCCGUUGCUGCGAGCAGAGCAUCGGGAAGCGACGACAGAGAGAUCACUGCUACGGUCGAGCUGCUAAAAGCAGGGUGUCUUCCUGGAGAUAUGCUACCGGUGAAGAUCAAUGUCGAACAUAACCGUCGUAUGAAGAGUAUGCAUGGCAUUAUUGUCACGCUCUACCGUCAAGGUCGCGUCGAUUAUUCACCACCGAUAUCUCUGUUCACGGCAGAUCUAACUAAAGAGGAUGCCGAAAGGCUUGAGCGCGAAGAUUACUUUCCAAGGUCGAGGACUGGUCUGGGGGGUUUGUCAUUAUCGUCUGCUGGAUCCUGUAGUGUUUUUCGAAAGGACCUUUCUCAGGCCGUUGCGCCACUGAUUAUAGACCCCGCCACUCUCACGGCGAAUAUUACGACGUCGGUUAGAGUUCCAGAGGAUGUGUUUCCGAGCAUAAGAACUGUCCCGGGGGGUUUGAUUAGUUUCAAGUAUUAUGUUGAAGUUGUUUUGGAUUUGGGUGGGAAACUCGCUGGCCAGUCAACGGGGACAUCGCAACAGACAAGUAGGAUGGGGGCUUUGGGUGUUUCGGGCGGCAGUCCUGCUUCCACAGCUGGGGCAUACGAUAUCAAGAGACUUGCCAAUUGGAAUGGCACUAUAGUCGACACCGAUCAUCUAAGACGUGAGAAGGGAGUGAUAUCCGUUCCCUUCGAAGUUGUGGUUGGAACUAUGGAUUCGAGUCGCGCGCGGGGCAAAACGGUAGUGCGCCCAACGCUGACGGUACAACCACCCGCUUCCGAGGGUGCCAAUGUCGAAGAUACCGAGCUGGCUUACACAUGGCGGAACGAGUUUGAAGGCGUGGAUGGGAGUUAUUCCGAAAGGUCACCUCAUGGUUUCCCCCCUGGUGCAUCUCCUCAAACGUCAUAUUAUGACUUUCAAGACCAUGAACCCCAUGCUCCAGUCUAUAUACCACCACCAGAAGUGCCUCGAGAAAACGAGUUAUCGGAAAAGGAGCGUGUACGGCAGGCCGAACAAAGACUUUUGCCCAGUCAGCCGCUGCCACCGCCACAAGAUCCUUCCGAGUCCGAAGCCGGUCCCUCGCGGCUUUCUGCGCCGGCGGAGGUUUCUGCACAGUCAACUGAUAGCGUCUACCAACCUAAUGCCUAUACAUUCCUACCAGAACUUAAUGAUGUUGGCGAGGAGCCGUCAGCACCUUCACUCACAGACAUGACACCAACAGGCCCUUCCACAUCUCGUGCCGAUGAUAAGCAAGAGCUUGAGCGGCAACGGCUACUUCAGGAAGCCAGCGCACCUCCGGAAGUCCCAGAAGACUUUAAUGGGGGAGAGCCUUCGGCGCCACCUCCGAAUUCAUCGCAGACUCCAGAGCCAAGUGCUCCGCUGCUCCACGAUGAUCAAGAUUACGAGGCAACGGAUUCUUACCACGAGAUUGCCGGGCCUUCGGGGCGUGCCACAGGUUCAGAGCCAUUGCCAAGAUAUGAGCGGUGAUGGGUAUGUUGCUAGUCAGUGAUAGUGACAAGAUGUGUGAAGGUUUCUGUGUGAUACAGAUUCGUCAAAAGUAUCUGUCAUUUAUGGACAAGGUGGAGGCUUGUAUGAUACCCAACCAGCGCUUGGUAUAUUACGGUCGUUGUUAUUAUGGUUUUCGUUAUAUGAAAGGGCCAUGUUCUAGGUAUAAUCCUCGAUCAACUUGGACUGUUUAAGAUUCAAAAGCGCGUUAAAACAUGACAUUGGUUUAUUAUCACUUUACAAGCGUGCGCUAGGGGGAUACUGCCGCGGAGUCUGGGGAUUGGGAAGGUUUAUAUGCCUGGAUAGGUGUAUUAUAUCAUAGGCUUGGGGAGAAAAAGAUACCAAGGCUCGUUGAAUU